GAGUAUAUCAUUCGGAUGUCAGAGUUCCAACGUGAACUCGUGUGCUUCUGGCUCCCGCCAAGUUUGAGUAGCAUACGAACUUACAAAGCUUAGAAGCUGUUAGGAUGGAGUUGGUGGGUAAAGCGAUUGAUGUGGUGAAGGAUAGUGGAUACGUCUUGAAACAAGAACUGCCCACAUAUAUUAAAGUAUUUGGAUUGGAAGAAUCUGUUGGCUUGUUCGUUCAUGGUCUUGAGGUGAAAUCUUCUCCGGAUGUUUUGCAGGAUAACUCCAGUGAAUGUGGAUUGGAUAUCACAGGAUCGCCAUUGAAAUGUUCAUUUGCUGUUGAUGAAGAAAGUAAACCAUUGCACACUUGUGAAAACUGGCUGGGUGAGGAGGCUGAUUAUUGUCCACUAGCUCAACAAGAAGCGAGGCUACUGUUGUGCAAGUACACAAAAAACUAUUGCAAAGAUCACGUGGAUCGUCCUGAAUUGUGGGUGCUGACAAAGGGUAACCCUGUGUUGCAUGCUGUGGAGUUGGUACAAGGCUGGUGGUCACGAACACUAGUCACUCAGUGUGGAUCCAAAUACCUAAUUGAUGUAGAUGUUUCAUCACUUGUAAAUAAGCAUACCUCUAUUGCACGGAUGCCAGAUGUCAAGCCAAAGUGUCAUGUUGUUGCUACCUGUGAUGUAAACACAAAUAUGAACUCAGUCCAUGAGAAUAGUGAGAACACAAAUGUUACAGUGAAAUUAAAGUGGAACCAGCCAGUGAAGAAACCUCCUCAUGAUACAACAGCUGUCAUUAAUAUCACAUGUGAUGCUGGGUGUAAUGCUAACAGGCUGUGGCAGCAUCUAAUGCUGUUGCAUGAUUGGGUGAAAUCACUUAAAAGUAUUCGUGUUAGUGGUGGUCAUGAUGUGGAACUUCCAGGUCGUGGCAAUGUUAUAGACAGAUUGAAUGAUUUUGAAUUCGUGAAUACUCCAUCAAGGGGAUCUGCACCCACCAAUGUUUCUGAUGCAGUGACAGAUAAUUCAUCUGUUCCACUCGAUGGAACAGACAAGCUAUGGCUUAUACUUUCAGACUGCAGUAACCAGAUUGAGCUCAAACAAUGUUUCAGUAUCUUCUUUGGGUGUGUCCUUUCCAAGAAAAUAAAUCCAUAUGUACGUCCCACAAACUCCACAACUGCUGCAAGGAUUAUUAAGGAGCUGAUUUCUGGUGAACGAGAAACAGUGCCAGAGCUUCUGGGUAAUGAAUGUGUGGAAAUAAUUAUUGAAAUGGGUCUGGAGAAGCUUGUUAAUGAGUACUUACAUAUCUUUCUGAGCACAAAUCUGCUAACACCCAAACAGAUGAAGCAGGGUUUAAUUUUUUCAGGAAGGAUAUCGGAUGUUGAUAAUUGUAUGACUUGGCUGGCAAAGAGGCAUGCUGCACUUGAACUUCUGGUAGCUGCUGAGAGGUGGCUGUUACUUGACAGAGACUAUUUAUCAACAUUAGCAGUAGACGCAAUAGUUUUCUGUGACUCGACUGUUCACAGUCUGGAAGACUUGUUAAUUAAACCAACAAUAAAAAUGCUAACUACUGUUGAUAUGGCACUAGUUCUGCAGAGUCUGAACAGUGAAUUUCUGCACUUUGGAUUAAGUUUGACUUCAGAAAACAAAUGUUUAAAAGUGAAAUCUAUGUUUGUUUUCACCAAAUCACCAAUAUUUCCAGAGAAAGUUAGCUACAAAGAAGAUACCUUGGACCUUUCAAGUGACUGUGAAUCGUAUAACUGUUAUGAACUUCUUCGCAUCAGUGACAAAGUAUUUUAAAGUCAGUUUUGUUGUGUGCCAAUAAUUUUGUACAUACAGUGUUACAAAACGGGAAGUCUAUUAAAACUGAAAAAGAAAU
Schistocerca nitens (vagrant locust) is the source of this 1857-nucleotide messenger RNA. RefSeq lists its product as uncharacterized. Bases 105 to 1778 code for a protein of 557 amino acids. NCBI's taxonomy places the organism in Eukaryota, Metazoa, Arthropoda, Insecta, Orthoptera, Acrididae. Gene Ontology annotation, biological process: mitotic spindle assembly checkpoint signaling; protein localization to kinetochore. Gene Ontology annotation, cellular component: RZZ complex. The transcript has 11 exons. The record is from RefSeq and is a predicted model, not a curated record.